Molecule: messenger RNA, 1771 nt
Organism: Aspergillus uvarum CBS 121591
Lineage: Eukaryota; Fungi; Ascomycota; Eurotiomycetes; Eurotiales; Aspergillaceae
Product: fungal specific transcription factor domain-containing protein
Exons: 1
Coding region: 141-1733 (530 amino acids)
Biological process (GO): response to xenobiotic stimulus
Molecular function (GO): DNA-binding transcription factor activity
Source: RefSeq, a predicted model, not a curated record
UGUAGAUGCCGGGCACAUCUGCAUCUGCAUUGGGUAGGCAGGUCAUAUCAAUGCCAGUCACCAAGCGCAGGCGGGUGAGGAAGGCAUGCAUUCCGUGCCAUCAGCGCAAGCGAAAAUGCGACACCGUGUAUCCUUGUGGGAUGUGCUCCACCCACGGCUACAACUGCACCUACACCUACACCGACCACCGUCCUCGGCCACCAGCCCAGGGCACAAACCUCGAGCGUGACGAUGAAACCCCCAACCGGGUUCAGAUCGAGCCAGUUCCCUCGCCAUCCCGAGGUCCCCUUCACGCCGUGGCUGGGGGGCCAUCUCCCGGCAUCUUUGACGAGCAAAAGUUUCGAUACUCGGGGGCAUCAGCGGCCAUGGCAUUCCCGCAUAUUCUGGGCGUGGCCCUGGGCUCCGAAAACCCCCCGAAGAUGCGGUCGUUUGCUUACAACUUUGGCGUUCGCCCCGAAGAAGCAUCCAACGCUCACGGCUUCCUGGGGGACCUCAUCUCGGAGGAAGACCUUGGCUGCUUCUCGAGCAUGUACUUCUCCGUACUGGGUCCCAUCGGCGACGUGAUUGACCCUACCACCUACACUCAGCGGUGCUGGGACUAUUACCGUAGUUCCGGCAACAAUCCAGUCGCCUUUGCUGCUGUGGCCGCCGGCGUGGCGGCCCUUGGAUCCUUCCUAUCCCCCAGAAGACACCCACGGGAGUCGGACCUGGUGCAAUACGCCAAGGCUAUUCUCGAUGAUCCUUCCUCCAUGCGUCUGCAUGGCAUCGACCACAUCGUUGCUUGGGGUAUGCGAGUCUUUUAUCUCCGAGCCACGACCCGGCCCAGUAAUGCUUGGAUCGCUUCGUGCACACAGAUGCAUCUCUGCGAGGCCAUCGGCCUGCAUGAGGAAGUCACCAUUAAGAGGAUGGCCUCCAUGGCUAGCGCCGCCGUCCUCGGUCAUAGUGCCGACCGUCUGCGCAGAAUCUUCUGGGUCUCGUGGGCUGGGCAUAACAUCUUGUCAUACGAGUACGAUCUAUCCUCGGUCGGAUACCGGACCGUGACUUGCCAGCCCAUCAUCUCCGUGCCAGGGUCCGUGGCUGAUCAGUUUGUACAACUCGCUCACAUCAUUCCUUCGCCCAAUGCAGCGUUGAAGUACAACACACAGCCGUCUAGUUCCACACAGGAGCUAUAUUAUCGCCUCAAAGUCCUGACUGAGUUCAAAGUGACACAUCCGUUCCUGGUGGUGACGAAGGCGGAUCUUGCGUUUUGCUUUUACCGACGGCUCUACCAACUCAAGACCCAGAUACCGGACGAGAUCAUCAAACUCGUCAUUGACAGUGGCAGCGCCGCAGUGGAGGCAGCUAAGAAGCAAGCUGACCAAGGUCAUCUGUUCUGGAACGCGAUUGGCAGCGUCUUCCAAUACUGCUGCAUCCUGUUGGCCAUUGACACCCCGGUAGCUUUCCCCCACAUUGACGGGGCAUUUAAGGGCUUGGAGCACCUUGUCAAGGCUGCCGAUACCGGACUGACGCGGGAAGCGUUGUCGAUGGCGCGGCACCUCCUCGGCCUGACCAUGACCAAGAAGCGAAAGGAACUGGCUCAGUUGGAAGCUGUCGAGGCAGGUUAUGAGUUUGGUCACACACCGCCGACAUGCGAGGCCAAUCCUGCGAUGCCAGACAUGAGUUGGGAAAUUGACUGGGACCAAUUUUUCAUUGAGCCAUAUUUGUCGAUGCUCGGUCCUGACCUCCCUCUAUGAAGACACCGAUUGAGGGCGAAGUGCAUACCUAGUACCGA